UCUUCAGUGUUUUUUUUUAACAUCCUCACAUUAUAACAUUUCUACCUCCUUCCAUCUGUCCCUCUUUCAUUCACUCUUCUAUCACUGCCGUCACAUUUCAUCUCAGGUCCGUAAUUGACGUGCAGCCAGCGUUUGAAUGUCAGAGAGGCGUGGAUGUGUGCCAGCACCUCAUGAGGUGAGUUGGUUCAGACUGAAGGAGAAUCUCUGUCUCCACUAAACAUCUCACCGUGUUUCCGUUGAUGAGGUCGCACGGGUCAGUGUGAAAGGCCCGAGUCUGGAAACCCUGAUCUUAUUGAAUGAUUUAUUCAUGUCCCACAAUUACAGCCUCACCAGCGAGUAUCAAUCAUUUCAGAAGAGGGGGGAGGGUGCGCAAUAUCAGAGGCGUGACGAGAUGGUUGACUUGCUGGCCCACCUCAUUACGCACAUUACGCAGAUAAUUGCCUUUCUUGGCGAACCUCUAAUUAUUAAAUAGUGCUAUAUCGUGGAUUCAAGAAACCCUCACUGAGAUAGUAAGAUUGGCUGUGUUGCAAUUACCCAGUUCAUUUUAAUUUCCAGUUCAGAGGGGUUACUGAACUUUAAUAUGGAAGUGAUAUAAAGACAUGUAUUGUGAGAAUAUUCGUGCAAUAGCAUGCUGGGAAUAUCCCUAAAACACUCCUCGGUUUAUUAAGGAUCAUUCUGAAAGUUGAAAGUGCAAAGUCAGUGUUGCACACAAGCUGCAGCCUCAUAUCCCCAACAAAAACAAUAAGUUAUUUCCUGUCUCGAGCUUUUCACGAUCACUAGGACCCAGAGGCAGCCUAGUAUCGGCCAGUGUGGGUGAACGCGCGGGGGGUUGCGGGGAGGCGGGGGGAAGACUACGCUAAAUGUCAUCCUCAACAUCUUAAAUAAGAGGAAAACACAAAACUAGAAACCUCUACACGUGACAGCGGCUCUGUGCUAUAUGAGGAAAAGGGCAGCAAGCAUCAGGACCAGUCGAGAGUCAGCCAACCUCAGCAGCGCGCAAAACGCACACUCACUCACUCACCGGCUCUUGUUUUCCGCUUUCUAUCAAGCAACACAUGUGAGUGUUUGCAGCGCUAUAGGACACGGACUGCACGAGCUGGAGUGAGGAAACGCAGGUAAACGGAAUCUAAGCUGCCACUAAAGAAGAGGAAGGGAACCCCUCCACCCUCCCCUUCACCGCGACCACCUUUUUCCUACUCCUCAAAUCUCUGUUCUCUUCUGGAGACACAAGUUCCCUCACACAAAGAGGGAUGCUGCAUGUUCCCGAGCCGCACUUGCACUCCGUGGGAAACUAAAAAAGUGGACUGGAGCGGAUUUACACCUCAUCUGAUGCAAGCGCAACAAAACGGACACUUUUAGUGACUGGAGGAUCCGCGCGCUUCAUAAAAUGAUCCCAAUCGGCGACGUGAUAACAUGUCGCAUCUCAACUGAUGUUUGACACACCUGAGGAGCGACUAAAGAAACUGGAGGAGGACAUAACAUACUCAUAUAUUCACCCCGAGCCCUGCUGGCACCUUUUUACUGGAGUCCGAACAACAGAUCGCCGUCCAGAUGCAGUUUCGACUCUUCUCCUUCGCCCUGAUCAUAUUGAACUGUAUGGAGUACAGCAACUGUCAGGCGCCUUCGCACCGCUGGAGGAGAAACAAAAGAGCUAGCUAUGGAGCUUACCCCAUCUGUAAAGGCUGCUCGGUGUGCUCCAGGGACAACGGCUGCGUAAACUGCCAGCCCAAGCUCUUCUUGUUUUUGCGGAGGGAGAGGAUGAGGCAGUACGGGGAGUGUCUUCAUGACUGUCCAGCCGGAUACUACGGCAUGCGAAGCCCUGAACUCAACAUGUGCUCCAGGUGCCGGAUAGACAACUGUGAGUCCUGCUUCAGCAAAGACUUCUGCACCAAGUGCAAGUCAGGUUUUUACCUACACAAAGGGCGCUGCUUUGAUAAGUGCCCUGAGGGCUUUGCCCCGCUGGAGGAAACCAUGGAGUGUGGAGAGGGCUGCGAGGUGGGCCAGUGGAGCGAGUGGGGAGCGUGCACCAGGAGAAACAAAACCUGUGGCUAUAAGUGGGGUCUGGAGACCCGGACGCGGCAUAUUGUAAAGAAACCACCCAAGGACACAAUACCCUGUCCCACCAUUGCUGAGUCCAGGAUGUGCAAAAUGGCCAUGAGGCACUGCAGGAGAGGUGGCUCAGGAAAGCAACGAUCCAAAGAACCAAAGAAGAAGAACAAGCAGAGGCUGCGGUUUCGCGCCCAGAACCAGCACAGUGACCACUUGGCCUCUGCUCGCACCAGCCAGUGAAAACUGAACCUACGGACUUCCCAUUGAACAAAGAACCAACGCAAAGCUGCUAGCCACUGCUGCACCCAUAAUCUGACUGACGACUAUCACCUACCCCACCCAAGCCCACCCCCUCCUUUCUCCUUCUCACCAGGACACAACCAUGACUCACAAGUCCGUCACUGCAAAAUAUAUGUCUAACGUGCGAUAUCAGUAUCACCACACUAAAACACAUUCUUCAUGCCUUUGCCUCCCGCUGCUUCUCCCCCUGCUGCAGUGACCGGCCAGGUGACUCUGUUCUCUCUGCCCCACCCCUCGCCUAGCCAUGUGGACCUUACAGUUGACAUUACUGAACUCAUUUCCCGUCAUUAACAAUGUCAUUAAAUGAGCGGGGUGAUGGAAGACGGAGAGGCAACCAGAGACUGUGGGGGCGGGAGAGCCGGAUAAAGGGAGGUGGAUGGGAGGUUGAGGUUGGUGAGGGAGCUGGCAAGCUGAACAGCUUUCAGAAAAGAGGGGGCAUGGGAGGAUGAAAAAAAAGGAGGAUGAGGAGACAAAAGAGAUUUGACUAAAGCAAAUGAUGCUGAUGGACAAGAAAAUGGCAUCUUGAACUGAAAGAGACUGUUUUUUUUGUUCCUAUAUAUUUAUGUCAAAACUACCCUUCCCCUUUUAAAUGGAGACAGAGUGUUCCCAUGUGUGGCCUUUAUGUUCUGUACAUUUUUGAGAGUAAUAUUAAGAAAAAGUACCAUGAAUAGUUGCAAAGUAUUUUAUUCUCAGCACAAACUGUUUACGUUUAGACCGCUUUAUGCUCUAACUGUAUAGUGUGGAUAAAAAAGAAGAAAUUUAGUUGUUCGACUAGCAUGGCAAAAGACUCAUGUGUACAUAGUUUAUCUAAUUAAGAAAGCUUAUUACUGUAUUUUCAGUAUUGACUCGUUCACCGUUCUAAAUGUUUUAGAGAUAAAAAGGUCGUAAUACCAAGCUACAGAUUAAAAUGAUUAAAAACAAAUAAUAAACAUAGCCGCCACAUAGCUAUUUCAUUUAUAUGGUAUAUAUUUGAUUUAUUUAUUAAUUCUAUUUUGUACUUUAUUUGUUCGGUGAGAUUUUUUGCCUCAUACUGUUACUCUUAUAUGCUGAAAUAUUCUUUGAGUUCCUUAUAACAGUGCAUAUCUUUAACACGUGGAAAAGGUUUUUGUCUGAUGUCACGCAGUGUCGUGUUACGUUCAUUUGACCUCAUCUACUGAUUUCAAUGUUUUCAAGAAGAAAAGAGACAAAUAAAACUAUGCUUUAACACAUUCUAGGUUUGAUAAUUAGGAUCCAGCAAAUGUAUGGUCAUAGGACUGCAUAUGUGUACAUUGUGUUUUAUUAAAAUACAUUUCAUGUGACUGUA
Molecule: messenger RNA, 3652 nt
Organism: Notolabrus celidotus (New Zealand spotty)
Lineage: Eukaryota; Metazoa; Chordata; Actinopteri; Labriformes; Labridae
Gene: rspo2
Product: R-spondin 2
Exons: 6
Coding region: 1552-2289 (245 amino acids)
Source: RefSeq, a predicted model, not a curated record